Penicillium verrucosum is the source of this 3252-nucleotide messenger RNA. RefSeq lists its product as uncharacterized. The coding region runs from base 1 to 3252 and encodes 1083 amino acids. The record is from RefSeq and is a predicted model, not a curated record. Gene Ontology annotation, biological process: transmembrane transport. NCBI's taxonomy places the organism in Eukaryota, Fungi, Ascomycota, Eurotiomycetes, Eurotiales, Aspergillaceae. The transcript is spliced from 3 exons.
AUGCCCGAAGUGGACAUGUACAACUCGGCGGAGAUCGACCUGGAUGGCUAUUCAUCCUUCUCUCGACGGAAAGGAACCAGGCGGCCGCGACGCAGUGGAUUACACAUUUUGCAAGGUCGGCCAUUGUGGUGGAUUGCACUGCUUUGUCUAUUGAGCUUUGCAUCACCGGCCGCUGCUGUUCUAUUGGACUUUGAAAAUUGUCUAUCGAAAACCAUCCUCGAGUCCGACCCUCUACAACUUCAAUUCGUUCCCACCAACGUGUCCGUCAAAUUCAACCUUACCAACUCUCUACACCCGCUCGCCAUCACGGUCUAUGGCAAUGUGUCGGGAACCACGUCUCGAACUGCAGAUUACCCGCCACCGGAGUCUCCCGUCUGGGGAAAUGACACCUGGACCGAUGGCAAGAUUCAGGACGUGUACAGUACUAACAACAAGUACAGCACGCUGAUGACACAUCUCAAUGUGCUCAGCUUCACGACCUAUGACAAUCCCUCCCGUUUCCGUGACUCGGUCACGCAAGGUACCCUCCCGUUAGGACCGGUCUUCAACAACUACAACCUGAGUCAAUUGGACACAUUACGAGCGUUCACUAUUGAACAUGACAUGCUUUCAACGUACCGUUUCGGGACAAUCAUCCCGUUAUUGAAGGUUCGCUCUGGAGAUGCAUCCGCGGCUGACCUCGCCUGUGUUUCAGUGAGUGCCACACCGGACUUCGGAGGAUCCCUCAAAAAUGCCAUCGCCUACGUGCCUCUUAUAAUUUUGAUACUCGUGGGGAUUGCGACCAUCACUGCCGCCAUGUAUAGCCCUUGGGGCACAACUGAUCUGUUUCGGUGGACAAGCAACUAUGGCCGCGAUGAGGACGUUCUCCGGCUCGUCACUCCUGGGUUCGCAGAUUGCCUGCAAUACCUUCAAUUCGUCGUCUUGACAGGCUCGCUUUCUUUGAAUUACCCAGGCUUCUUCCAGCCUGCAGUGAGCCAGGGAGCAUGGUCGACUCUCAUGUUCAACCAGAGUUUCGUCAGCACUGACAUGGGCCGCGAUCCUGUUGUUGAUGGUUUAUACGCCGUCAACGGAAGUUAUGGCCUCGACCGAUUGAACCACCUGGUUGGCAUGGCCUCAUCCCAGGAUAUCUGGCCCGGUAUGAUGAUAUGGGUGCUGGUAAUCCUGGCCUGUGUGACAGUGGUCUUCCAGAUCGCAUUCGCGCUUCGAUGGUUGUAUCGUGAGUUGGCAAACAACACCGAUCAGGAUCUGCGUGCCAGGAACAUGCCGUUUACCUUAGGCAACCUCAUUCGCAUUGUCUUUAAUUUCCUUCUCUUGCCAAUCGUUUCCCUUUCCUUCUUCCAACUGGUUAUUGCUCGUGAAUCAACCGCUUACUGUGUUGCUUUGGCAGCCGUGGUGCUUGUCAUUGUCGCUUGUUUCUCUAUCUGGGUCAUCCGAGUGAUCCUCACCACCCGACCCAAGUCUCACCUUUUCGAUGAUCUUCCUACGGUAUUAUUGUAUGGACCGCUAUAUAAUACAUACUGCGACGAUGCAGCAGCCUUCGGUAUCGUCCCGAUCGUCUUGAACAUCGCUCGCGGGGUAGCCAUUGGUGCUUUGCAGCCAUCUGGCAUUGCCCAGGUGGUAAUGCUGGCCAUUUGCGAAGUCGUCUCCGUACUAACCCUGCUGGCUUUCCGACCUUUUUCAGGCCCGACUCACAUGAACCUGUACCACUGCCUCUUCUCCAUUGUGCGUUUCUUGACAGUUAUCUUGAGCGUCAUAUUUGUGCCGUCAUUGACGGUUUCGGAUGCGGCACGAGGCUGGAUUGGAUAUUUGAUCCUUGUGCUGCAUGCCAUGGUUCUUAUAUUCGGGUUCUUCCUCAACGCCAUGCAGACAUUAAUCGAGGUCUUGGCGAGACUGGCUGGUGCGGGUGGUGCCACUCGUGGUGGCUUGACCAAGGUGCUUGGCAUGCGCCAGCUCUCUAGGCGGACUCCGCGCCGUGAUCUUACUCGCCAGAGCAUGGGUUCGGAGGCUGCUAUGCUCGGCCACGGUGACGACCGUAUGUCUUCUCAGUUUGAUGGAUCGCGCCCCCGUAGUCUGUCUGGGAGCUCCGGUCUGCUGCUGAACCGUGCCACGGCCAGUGAUGGCAGAGCUAGCGCUAUCUAUGAUUAUCCUAGUUCGCAAGGGGGCACCCACAGUCGUGCUCCCAGUGGAGGGUUCCCCACACCUACCUCGACCGCCUAUCAAGGAGCCGGCUUCCCUAGCUCGCCUAGUAGUGGGAAGAGCCCGUCAAGGGGCUUCCUGAAAUCAAGAGCAAGCCGCCGAACAGUCAAAACUGAAGACGACCUGGGAGAUGGCACUAUGUCUGGCCGGGCCACACCUGUCCCAGCAUAUCUAGCAGCACCGAAGGAUGAUAUGGAGCUCGAUGCCCCACGAAAGCCGAAGGAUUAUGCUGUUCGUGAGGUUGAUUUCUACUACGGUGUUCGAGGCCCACCGCUCUCCCACAGCGGCACUCGAAAGUUGAAAACUGGGCCAGCCGACCCCACAGGCCCAGUCUCGUCUGCCACGGGCUGGUUCCGAGGCUUGCUCCAAGGGAAGACCAAGGACAACGCCAAAGGAUUUGAGGUUGUUCGAAGUGCUCGUGCGCCUCCUCCAGGUCUAUUCCCACGAGGAGGAGACUAUAACGAGCAGUACCAGGAUGGUACAGGCACGCCAUCCGCCAGCCAUUCUCGGAAUGUGUCCACUAGUAAUGUUCCUUAUCAGGAUUCAGAUAAUGACCAAGACCUGGAGCGGUCAAGUGAAACACGCCCACCAGUACUGCCACCACUCAAUACGUCAGUUGGCGGUGGUAUUGAGUUGCCUAGUCGAAUGGGUUCACGGCACACACAGGCGCCCGCGGAACAAGAUGCAGGCGGAACUGUGGCUGGCCUUCCACUUGUGACCGAGACCCUGUCGCACCAGUCUGAGGUGGGCCAGCGCUCUGAGCACUCCGAGCACCAUCUCCAACCAGAAGGCGCCACCACCGCGCGCCUGCCUUUCAGCGGGAGUAGCUCGCCAUCUCGUGAACGAGGUCUGUCUAUGACCUCUACUUCAAGGUCAAGGUCAAACGCCUCGAGCCAGCAAACAGGGCCUCGAGCGGAACGGCCCUCGAGUAUGGGCUAUGUACCUCAACAUCGCGCACACGACCACAUCCACGAGGCGAGUCCCGACGAGCCAUCGUUCACAGGCAGCUCAGCAGAGCUUGUUGAUGAAGCUGCGCUAGGUGGGCACGGACGCUAG